Molecule: messenger RNA, 1723 nt
Organism: Cynocephalus volans (Philippine flying lemur)
Lineage: Eukaryota; Metazoa; Chordata; Mammalia; Dermoptera; Cynocephalidae
Gene: BBIP1
Product: BBSome interacting protein 1
Biological process (GO): cilium assembly; receptor localization to non-motile cilium
Cellular component (GO): BBSome
Source: RefSeq, a predicted model, not a curated record
CACUUCCGGAUGCAGUCAUGGCGGAAGGCUGGGAAUAGCCUCCGCCGCCCGUGCCCCAGGGGGAGCCCAUUCUCGCCCGGAGUUGCAAAGUGAGUUCCUUCUGUAGGCUUGAGUCAAGACCUCUCAGUCAUCUUGGUAAUACCGGGUUGGAUGCCUAAAGCUACAAGAAAAAGACCAGAACUUUCAGGUAAAAACUUACUGUAGCCAACAAUUCAGAUAUGGCUGAAGUGAAGUCAAUGUUCCGGGAAGUUCUUCCAAAACAAGGGCAGUUGUCUGUGGAAGAUGUAACCACAAUGGUGCUGUGUAAACCCAAACUUUUACCCUUAAAUCUGACUCUGGAAAAACUGGAGAAAAUGCAUCAAGCAGCACAGGAUACAAUUCGCCAACAAGAAAUGGCAAAGGAACAGCAGCAAAUAACCCACUGAUAACUUAGCACUUUAGGGAACACCCUACCUUACCUACUAAAGUAACUUAAAUAAUGUGCAUCUGUAUGCUAACAGUAGUAUGUUACUAAAAUUGAUAAUAUUCACAUGAAUACAAAGACUCAAGAUUGAUGAAACUUGUGUUGUGAAUUUAAACUCUGGUUUGUAUUGAACACAAGCAGUUAAACUUUUAACCAGAUCUUCUUAACUCAUUAUGUUUUUAGAAUUGCAAAUUAAAUUAUCAUUCACCACCCCUACUGCUAUCAGCUUUAUAGGUAACAUCCUUGGCACAAAUGAUUAAGUGCAACUCUUAUACAGAGAGGAUCUUUAUGUAUUUAUUAAAAACCUAAAUUUGAAAAUACAUUCUAAACUUGCAUAAAGUGUUUAUUGAACUUUUGUACUACUUAACUUAAAAAACAAAUUUUUUAAACCAGUUUUGUGUGCCAUGCCAUGUUUAAUGCUGUCUUACCUGGGCAACUGAUCUCACCGGUAAUGACAAAACUGUUUGAUUUUUAAGAAAACCUCACCUAUUCUGUAGUUACUUAAGCUUUUAAUUACACUAAUUUUAAGGACUCAAGAAUUACAUGACUGCCUUUAUCCUCCAGGUAUCAAACAAUUAAAAACCUAAAAAUGUUUACUGUAAUUACUUAUAUAAGCCUAAGUAAUAUGUGCUGGAAAGAGCCUAUGAGCUAAAUUAUGAACAUUAAAUUUGGAGUUUUAAUUCUAAAAGACUGUACCUAAACCUAUACUAGUUAUAUUCCUAAGAAUACCUUUGUAAAUUCUGAAUAUAAUUCUUGGUUUGCUGCAGUCAAUAAUAGGCAAUUUAAAUUAACAUAGACCUUGAGGCCUUGCUGAAUAAUUAGGCUCUGUAAAAGAGAUUAUUGUUAUUUAUUGGUAGCUAGUAUUUUUUCAGACAUUGGGUAAGUGUAAAGUUUUGAGUCUUUGGAGAAUAACUUUUUAUAACACUAUUAUUAGGUAAUAGAAUUUAAGAAUGAUGAAAGGUAUUAAAGUAUAUACAUUUUAGAAAUUUUAUUAAGGUGUAGAUCAAAGGAAUAAACAAGGGAUUAAAAUGUGCAUGCAUUUUUCCCCAAGUGUAAUCUUAAAAGAAUUCAUUUACUAGUGUACUUUCAAUUUAAAUGUUUGCAAGGGAAAAAAAAGCUGGCAAAGAAUACAGCUUAAUUAAGUUUACUAGGAUUCAAAUGUGCUUCCUUGUAUGAUUGAUUUAAAAUUUGCUGUGUGAAAUUAGAUAAUUCUUUAAAAGAUCUAAAAUAAAUGUACUCCAAAUAAAGAGUCCAACACUG